CUGUUUCAACACAAUUUUGAUCGCAACACUUGGAUUUUACAAGAUUUCAUUAUGAGUUAUCUUGCGGUUGCUUUCGGUCUUCUGGUUUUUGUUAGCCAACUAUCGGAUUUUGUUGGUGGUGCUGAUCUAAGUGCAGCAUUAGCACGUGCGCAUGCAGCAAACAAAGAGGAACAGCAAGCAGACUUUGCGGGCGGUGAUAAAUGUAAUCCAAACACUCUGAAGUACCAAUACGAUCAUGAUGAAAGUGAAUAUGAACAAGACGAUUGCUACUAUUAUGAAUGUACAUCCGCGAAGAAGUUUGAGAGAAUGCCAUGUCCUGAUGGAAUGGGAGUUACCGAUCUGUUUAAAGAUAAAUGGAACAAUUACGGCAUGGGGCAGACAUACAAACCCUGCACUAAAGCCAAUUCUGAGUGCACGAGAAGUCUGGCUGACAAAGGCAUCACUGACAUAAAAAUCCCGAUUUGUGGUCUUGAUUUCGUAUUUGCCGUCGACAUUUCAUGUAGCAUUAAUCCAGACGACAAGGAAAAAGUGCGUAGAUUUCUGGAGUCUGUUGUAAGACGUAUUCCAGUGCGUCCACCGUUCUCACAGGUCGGCAUUAUUUUGUUCUCGAAGACUGUCUACGAUAUUGCUCAGCUCAACUCCUUCGUUCGUCGUGGACAACUUUUAAAAGUAAUUAAAGAAAUGGAAAUGACACCAAAGGAAUGUGCCACAGCAACAUAUCUGGCCCUCAAAUACGCAAGAGAAGUUACCUUCAACGAACAGAACGGUGCUCGCAAAGGCAAGAAGAAAGUGUUAAUUGUCGUUACUGAUGGAAUGACCUAUCCCGUGGAUAAGAAAAAUGAAACAUUGAAUAUGGCUAGAGCCAACAUAAGAGCGAACAUAACAUCAUAUGUAGUUGCAUGCCCCAAUUUAAAAGCAGGAGGAUUGAUUGGACACGACGAAUGGAACAAAAUCGCAACUGGCAAUGAUCCAGAUCCAGUAGGCGUCAUGGAUCCAAAUGUAUUUGCACUUGAUACUUUUGAUCAACUCAGAGAAAUCAUCAAUGAAAUCGUCAACAAAGCUUGCAUGACGAUGUAAAAAUGAAAAUGACACUUGUGCAGUUGGAUCUGAAGAAAAUACGAAACUUGUUAACGUAACAAAAAUUAUUUGAUGAAAGACGUUUUUGAUGUUUUGUGUAUCUCAUUACAAUAUCGGAC
This is a messenger RNA of Owenia fusiformis, 1196 nucleotides long. The record is from the annotation of a GenBank genome assembly. Lineage: Eukaryota; Metazoa; Annelida; Polychaeta; Sabellida; Oweniidae.